UCACUCAUCCGAUACGUAACCGCGCCUUUUACACAGCAACCUCUCGAUCAUGGCGGCCAAGAUGCUGGCAUUGGCCUGUAUACGCAACGAUAGCCAUGGCGGUCUGUCUCCCAGGCCUCACUACCCUUCCAUGCCCAAAUACCCCAAGGGAAUCUCCUCUGUUGAAGACGAGAACAACGUGUCCAAGGCCGUGUUCUGCGUGAUGGGGAUGACGUGUUCUGCCUGCGCCGGUUCCGUCGAGAAGGCUGUAAAGCGGCUUCCCGGAAUACAAGAGGCCGCCGUCGAUGUCCUCAACAAUCGAGCACAAGUUCUGUUCUACCCGACUUUCGUUAACGAGGAGACGAUCCGUGAAACUAUUGAAGAUGCUGGAUUUGAAGCAACAUUGAUCAGUGAUAAUGCAAAUGAGAAAUCCGCUCAAGUAUGUAGAAUACGCAUAAAUGGAAUGACUUGCACCUCUUGCUCCUCAACUGUUGAGAGAGCUUUGCAAACUGUUAAUGGUGUACAGAAGGCUCAAGUGGCCUUAGCAACUGAAGAAGCAGAAGUUUAUUAUGAUCCGAAAAUUAUAAGCCACAAUCAGUUGCUGGAAGCUAUUGAAGAUACUGGAUUUGAAGCCAUACUUAUCAGUACCGGCGAAGAUGUGAACAAGAUUGAUCUUCAAGUGGAUGGUGUCCGUACAAAUCAUUCUAUGAGAAUGAUUGAAGAGUCUCUUGAAGCACUGCCAGGGAUUCAAAGCAUUGAAAUGAACCCUGAGGUUAAGAAAAUUUCUCUGUCUUACAAACCUGACAUGACAGGACCAAGAAACUUCAUUAGAGUAAUAGAGUCAACUGGUUCAGGGCGUUAUAAGGCAACUAUCUUUCCUGAAGGAGGUGGAGGAAGAGAAACUCAUAGACAGGAGGAGAUUAAGCAAUACAAGAGGUCCUUCCUGUGGAGUCUGGUUUUUACCAUUCCAGUCUUUCUAAUUGCUAUGAUUUUUAUGUACAUUCCGGGAAUCAAGGAUGGACUGGAAACUAAGGUAGUUAAUAUGCUGUCUGUUGGAGAGAUUAUAAGGUGGAUACUCUCAACACCAGUGCAGUUCAUUAUUGGUUGGCGAUUCUACACAGGCUCUUACAAAGCGCUACGCCAUGGUUCCGCCAAUAUGGAUGUUCUGAUUGCACUGGGAACAAAUGCAGCUUACUUCUAUUCAGCAUACUCGGUGUUGAGAGCUGCUACUUCUCCAGAUUUCAUGGGCACUGAUUUCUUCGAGACUAGUGCAAUGCUCAUAUCAUUUAUUUUACUUGGAAAAUAUCUAGAAGUUUUGGCAAAAGGAAAGACUUCUGAGGCCAUUGCUAAGCUUAUGAACUUGACACCAGAGACAGCAAUACUUCUAACUCUGGACAAUGAAGGAAAUGUGGUUUCUGAAGAAGAAAUUGAUAGUCGAUUGAUACAAAAGAACGAUGUAGUUAAAAUCCUUCCUGGUGCAAAAGUGGCUUCAGAUGGUUAUGUUUUGUGGGGGCAGAGCCAUGUGAAUGAAAGCAUGAUAACAGGAGAGGCACGGCCAGUGCCAAAAAGACAAGGUGAUCCAGUAAUUGGAGGAACUGUAAAUGAGAAUGGAGUAUUACAUAUUAAAGCAACAAAGGUUGGUUCUGAGAGUGCUCUUGCACAAAUUGUUCGUCUUGUUGAAUCAGCACAGAUGGCCAAAGCUCCAGUACAGAAAUUUGCAGAUCGAACUUCUAAAUAUUUUGUGCCUUUGGUAUUAUUUAUGUCAUUUUCAACUUGGCUUGCAUGGUUCUUAGCUGGAAAAUUACAUGGCUACCCAGAAUCAUGGAUACCAUCUUCAAUGGAUAGUUUUGAGUUAGCCCUCCAGUUUGGUAUCUCUGUGAUGGUUAUAGCCUGCCCAUGUGCUCUUGGACUGGCAACUCCAACCGCUGUAAUGGUUGGUACAGGAGUUGGUGCAUCUCAAGGAGUACUCAUUAAAGGAGGUCAAGCAUUAGAAAGUGCACAUAAGGUAAAUUGCAUUGUAUUUGACAAAACGGGGACUCUCACAGUUGGGAAGCCAGUGGUUGUUAACACCAAACUUCUGAAAAAUAUGGUACUUGGAGAAUUUUAUGAACUAGUAGCUGCAACUGAGGUAAACAGUGAGCACCCAUUAGCCAAGGCUAUUGUUGAGUAUGCCAAAAAAUUUAGAGAAGAUGAGGAGAACCCUGUCUGGCCAGAAGCACGGGAUUUUAUAUCUAUUACUGGCCAUGGAGUGAAGGCUAUUGUGGGCAACAAGGAGAUAAUAGUUGGAAACAAAAGCCUGAUGCUAGAAAAUGAUAUUGUUGUUCCAGUUGAUGCUGAAGAUAUGUUAACAGAAACUGAAGGAAUGGCACAAACUGGGAUUCUAGUAGCCAUAGACCGUGAAAUUACUGGAGUCUUGGCCAUAUCUGAUCCACUGAAGCCAACUGCUCGUGAAGUCAUUUCCAUUCUCAAAUCUAUGAAAGUUAGGAGCAUCAUGGUGACAGGUGAUAAUUGGGGGACUGCUAAUUCCAUUGCACAGGAAGUGGGAAUUGAAACUGUUAUUGCAGAAGCAAAACCUGAGCAGAAAGCAGAGAAAGUUAAAGAUCUACAGGAAUCAGGUCAUGUUGUGGCAAUGGUGGGAGAUGGAAUCAAUGACUCUCCAGCACUUGUAGCAGCAGAUGUUGGUAUGGCAAUAGGUGCUGGUACAGACAUUGCUAUAGAAGCAGCUGACAUUGUUCUGAUGAGAAGUAACUUGGAGGAUGUUAUAACAGCCAUAGACCUUUCCAGGAAAACGUUUUCCCGUAUCCGUCUGAACUAUGUUUGGGCAUUGGGUUAUAAUCUUCUUGGCAUUCCAAUAGCAGCUGGAGCUCUAUUCCCAUCUACCAGAUUCCGGUUACCACCAUGGAUUGCAGGUGCUGCAAUGGCAGCCUCUUCAGUAAGUGUAGUAUGCUGUUCUCUAUUGUUAAAGUAUUACAAAAGGCCUAAGAAGCUAAACAAUCUUGGGAUAUGGGGAAUUCAGGUCGAAUAAUUGUAUUUUUAAUUCUUGUGUAUAGGCUGAAUAAUUUGGUGCUACUGUAAUAAGCUGCUCUUGUUUCAUUUGAAGCCAAAUUGUUAGGCCAUGCAAAUGUAUCAAUUCUCCUGAAAACCAUUACUAGAUUCACCU
Carica papaya (papaya) is the source of this 3139-nucleotide messenger RNA. The record is from RefSeq and is a predicted model, not a curated record. NCBI's taxonomy places the organism in Eukaryota, Viridiplantae, Streptophyta, Magnoliopsida, Brassicales, Caricaceae.